Cervus elaphus (red deer) is the source of this 1270-nucleotide messenger RNA. Its product is annotated as translation initiation factor IF-2-like. The record is from RefSeq and is a predicted model, not a curated record. The transcript has 6 exons. Bases 1 to 1230 code for a protein of 409 amino acids. NCBI's taxonomy places the organism in Eukaryota, Metazoa, Chordata, Mammalia, Artiodactyla, Cervidae.
AUGGGCACAUCCUGCGCUGCAGUCUCCCAGGGCUCCCAGGAUGGCGAAUGCCUAGCAUCCCAGGGCCAGGUCAUCACGUGGACCCCGGGGCUGGACCAGGCUUUGGACGACACUACCACGGGCACAUCCUGGCCGCCCAAGGGCUUCCUCUUUGGCCCCAGCAGCUCAGGGCACCAGCUGUGGGCGUCGGAUGGGGCAGGGGGCCCGGUGGAGAGGGGGUUGAGAUUAGGGGGACGCGGCUCCGCGUCUCCGGGUCUGCGGCGGGUGCUCCCCCCCACAACGCCACCCCCGCUGCGGAGAGGCCAGAAGCGGGAGGUCGCCAAGGCUGAGACCGCCACCCCUCCUCCGCGCGCGCCCCCGCGCGCCCCGCACGGCCGCGCGCUGCGCCCCGCGAGGGGCCGGGCUUCCAUCCACCUGUCAGUGCGCGCCCGCCGCCGCCGCCGCCGCCUCGCCGCCGCCGCCGCCCAACUUUGCGGGGACUUGCCGGGGCGCGCCGCCUCCUCGCGGCCGUCCGCGUCCUCGCCCAUCCAUGGCCGCGGCGCCCGCCCAGCCCCGUGGCCGCCGGGCGCGGUGAGCGCAGGACCGAGCCCGGGGUGGGCGCUGGGGGGGUGGGGGUCUCCCCACGCGCAGCCGCCCCGGGAACAGCCGCGGCCGAGCGGCGGGGGCCCUGCCUCGCUGCCGCCGUCCGCCCCCCCGCGCCGGGAGCCCCGGCACGGAGCAUUGCGGAUGCGGCGCGGGGCCGGCGCGGGGCUCCGGGCGCGCUCGGGGGUCGUGAGCGCCGCGCCCCGCGCGCCCCCCGCCCGCGCGCCCCGCCGGGGCCAUGCAGUCGUUCAUCUCGCCCGUCACCAAGGCCAUCCUGGUGGCGCUCUUCAUCUUCGCCAUCCUGCUCAUCCUCUACGUGAUCCUCUGGUACAUCUGCCGCGAUGUGGACUGCGACCACGGCAUCUGAGAGCCGCGGGCCCCGCGCCCCGCCGCGCUGAAGGGCGCCCGGGCGUCCGGCAUGGGGGCCGCGGGGCCGGCCGGGGCGCCCCGCCACCCCGGCCCCGCGCCCCGCCGCCCGCGCCCCCUGCCCGUGACCUUCACGACGGACCGGACGGAGCGGGGCCCCCGAAGGGAUGCAGAAACCCUGGUCGCCCUGGACUCUUCCGUUCUUCCUGUCCUCCAAGUAGCAGUCAAGAUGCCGUGAGCAGAUUCCCCGGGCGUGGACCACGGGCGUGGCCGCGACUCUGAUGUGGCCGGAAGCAAGAUCCAAUGCCCGCGGGUCCGGCGA